Molecule: messenger RNA, 3383 nt
Organism: Erpetoichthys calabaricus (reedfish)
Lineage: Eukaryota; Metazoa; Chordata; Cladistia; Polypteriformes; Polypteridae
Gene: gpt2
Product: glutamic pyruvate transaminase (alanine aminotransferase) 2
Exons: 11
Coding region: 229-1893 (554 amino acids)
Biological process (GO): biosynthetic process
Molecular function (GO): pyridoxal phosphate binding; L-alanine:2-oxoglutarate transaminase activity
Source: RefSeq, a predicted model, not a curated record
UCCUUAGUAAGGCAAAAAAGAGCGUUUCAAUCGGUUAGAGGGUUUUGUCAGUGCAGAAACUGUAGUGUCCAGAUUCAUCAAAAAAUCUGACAACUUUGAAAGUUUAGCUUAUAGGCAUCAAUCGGAGUCUAACGUGAAAGCUUUUGCUUCGUUGUUUUUUUUUUUUUUAAUCACAUACGUUGCGGCAUUGACUGCCUUUUACCGUAGUGUAACUGAGAUCUUAGAGAAAUGUUUCGUCUUCAAACGAUUGGAAGAGGAUCUCUCUGUAGCGGCAUUUUAGAACAGUGUUCAUCUGAAUUCACCACAAAGACACUGCGGCACUUGUCGUCGGUAUGGAAACCAUCGCGGGAUAUUGAAGUGGAGGGAGUAAAAAGUCUGAGUACUGCUGAGGCAUCGGCAGUCAUGCCCAAAGAUGAAAAUGGAAGGAUCCGGGAUAGGAUAUUGACACUUGAAACGAUGAGCCCGUUGGUGAAAGCCGUGGAGUACGCUGUUCGCGGUCCAAUCGUUAUUAAAGCCGGGGAAAUUGAAAGGGAGCUUAACCAGGGAAUUAAAAAGCCAUUCACGGAAGUAAUUAGGGCUAACAUUGGAGAUGCUCAUGCUAUGGGCCAAAAGCCAAUUACCUUUCUUCGGCAGGUAGUUGCUUUGAGUACAUUUCCGGAGUUACUAGAAAGUCCGUCUUUUCCAGAAGAUGCCAAGAAGAGAGCUCGCAGAAUACUACAGGAUUGUGGAGGCAAUAGUUUAGGAUCAUAUAGUGCAAGUCAGGGGUUGGAAAUUAUACGUGAAAAUAUUGCAACAUACUUGGAGCACAGAGAUGACGGCAUUCCUGCUGAUCCCAAUAAUAUUUGCCUCACUACUGGGGCCAGUGAUGGCAUUAUGAGUAUUCUGAAGUUGCUAGUUACAGGAGAUGGUCUGUCACGCACUGGUGUGAUGAUUCCUAUCCCUCAGUACCCCUUGUACUCUGCAGCAAUAUCUGAACUAGGUGCAGUCCAAGUGAAUUACUACCUUGAUGAAGAUAACUGCUGGGCACUUGAUGUUAGUGAACUACAUCGAGCAUUGAGUUCUGCCAGGAAGUAUUGCACCCCAAAAGUAUUAUGCAUCAUUAACCCAGGAAAUCCAACAGGUCAAGUGCAAAGCAGAAAAUGCAUUGAGGACGUUAUUCACUUUGCUUAUGAGGAGAAGCUUUUCAUUCUGUCUGAUGAGGUUUAUCAGGACAACAUUUAUUCUCCAGAUUGUCAGUUCCAUUCUUUUAAGAAGGUUCUCUUUGAAAUGGGACCAGAAUAUUUCAACAAUGUUGAACUAGCAUCUUUUCAUUCCACUUCUAAAGGCUACAUGGGCGAAUGUGGCUUCAGGGGUGGUUUUAUGGAAGUGGUCAACAUGGAUCCUGACGUAAGGACUCAGAUGAUCAAGCUUCUUUCUGUCCGCUUAUGUCCUCCUGUGUCUGGCCAGGUGGCUAUGGAUGUUGUAGUGAACCCCCCACAGCCAGGGGAACAAUCCUUUGAACAGUUUGCAAAGGAAAAGAAAACAGUUCUAAGAGAGCUUGCCAGAAAGGCCAGGCUGACUGAGGAGAUUCUGAACAGUGUUCCAGGAAUAAAGUGUAAUCCAGUUCAAGGAGCCAUGUAUGCCUUCCCAAGAAUUUUUAUUCCACCCAAAGCCAUCCAAGAGGCCAAGGCACUUGGUAUGGCUCCAGACAUGUUUUACUGUUUACAAUUAUUAGAGGAAACAGGCAUAUGCGUCGUUCCUGGCAGUGGAUUUGGACAAAAAAAUGGAACAUACCAUUUUAGAAUGACCAUUCUUCCUCCAGUAGAAAAACUGAAACUGUUGCUAACUAAGGUCAAGGAGUUCCAUAUUAACUUUUUACAGCAGUAUGCUUCAUCCGAGUCGACUUCAAGAUGAAUGGUGGAAACUAAAAAAAAAAUCUUUUUUUACUCUUGGAAUACUAUGCAGAAUUAUGUUGGUUAGAAGGUCUUAUUAACAAAUGACAAUGUAGCCUCGUUUAACUUUUAAAAUUUAAAAAUUAUGCUAAUUAUUCACACACCCCCUACAAAGAUGCAUGGUGUCUGCCCUCAUGAUUCUAAAGAUAUACUUAAAUGCAAACCUUCUAUUUUAUUGUUCAGUACAUUGCAAAAAACUGUCUUAUGAAAGCAUCCAUGGUUUAUGAGCCUAGGUGCAUGUAAUGUUUCUAGAAAUAUGCUACAAUUCUGUAAAGCAGCUUGGUGAAAUUGUAAAAGUCCGAAUUUUAUUUUAAAAAAAAAAGACAAAAGAAGAAAAUAAACUACAGCACUCCACAUUAUUAUGAAAUGCUUGUAAACAGGAUCAUGUAAAUUAUGAAAUGCUGUUAUUUUUUAAUCAAUUUAAAUGCUUUAACUGCUUGCUUAUUUUUAUAUUGGCUAACACAAAGUAUUUCCUACAGCUAGGCUAUAGGUUAGUUAUAUAAACCUUUUCUAUAUUGUGCCUACUAAUAUUUAAUAAUUGUGUGCCAUAUAUUUUACCAUUUUAAAAAUUAAUAAUUAACUAGCAAAACAGACAAAAAUAAAUAAAAACCAAUUGACUGGAUGAACAGAACUUGCAAACUUCCAAGCAAACACCCAGACAAUACCGUACAGCAUAUGUUUGCAACAGGCCUGUUAAUAUGAAACAAUAUCUAGGCUUUAAAGUUGGUUUUAUGCAAAAGAGAAAACUUUUAAACAUAGUUGUAGUUUCUACUAAAAACAAUGCCUUAACCAGCGGUUGGUGUAUGAAACUGGAUCAGAAAACAUAAUGUUAAAGAUAUAACAGUUUGGCUAGCCCUGUGGCUGUAGUGAAACAGAAAUAAUAUAUGUGUAUGUAUCUGCUAAGAGCACUUUGUACAAUGGUUUCCAAGAAGGAAAAAUAAAAUACAUAAAGAGAAAGUAAGUAACUGCAUACAUAGCGUGAUAUCUGUUAAAUAUUAUACUGUAAUGUAUACAUUACUUGAAAUUUCUAUUUGCUAUUUGUUAAGCCUAUCAGAAACAUAUUGAUUUAAAUAAUUAUUUUAUGGGAUAAAUAUAUUAAAACAAAUGCACUUAUGUUAAAGUGUUUCUGUACUGCUACAGAAAUAGAAAUACUUUUCUUGGCCAAGGAAUCAUGAGACCAGAGCACUAAUCUUGGAGGUCAGCAAAGGCAAAUAAUGUAGCAGAAGGUGCUGAACACUAAAACACUUAUUAACUGGCAUGGAUCCUGUAAUUCUUAGUUGUUGUGACCUUUGACUGGUUCUCUGGUUCAAGCCAUACACAUCUAUUUGUUUUGCCAGACACUAAUAACUAGUAAUAUCAGUUCAUGAAAAAGGAAUUCAAUCAAAAAAGUAAGCAAAAACACAAAUUAACAAUGCUAUUUUCUAGUACAGAGUCAUUUACUAAUCUAUAUAU